AUGGUCGCCCUGGUCCCGAUCCUCUUCGCCAACUUGGCUGCCGUGCAGAUUGUUUUGCUCUCUCUCAUGACGGUUGUCUACCUUGUGACCGCCACCCGCGUGUUCCCUUGGGCGACGGAUUUGGCGAACAGUGCUGACUUGUUUCUGAACACGGGCCUCACCUUCUUCCUUAUCAUCUCGUCCUUCUUUGUGGAUGCCAGCGGCAGUGACACACGGACCUUCCUCAGUGGCAUGCUCAUGGCACUGAUCGGGCUGAUCUCCUUCGGCCUCCAGGCUCUGGCAUUGCGGGCGCUAUGGAAGCGAUUCCAUCCCGGCAAAAACUACAACUUCUUCCUCUGCCACCACAAGGCCGGCGCCGCCGUGCUCUGCCGGUGGCUGAAAAGCGAGAUGCUCCAGCAGUCUGGGGGGAAGGUCCGGGUCUUCCUGGACUCGGAUGAGCUCGAGGGGCUCGCUGACAUUGGCGAUAUCGUCAAAAGCCAGACGUCCGUGCUGGUCAUUGCAGCCACCAAGUUGGUGCUGACGCGCCCCUGGUGCGCUGUGGAGGUGGCCACUGCUGUGCGCAAUAAGAUCGACAUCGUUAUGGUGAAGUGUUCAGACUUCAGCUUCUACGACGAGGAGGGAUUUCGAGAGCUUCGCCAAGGGUGGACUAGCGCAGACAUCUUGAUCUUCGCACAGAACGCGUUGGACCCAGCCAUUGUGGAGGAGAGCUACCGGCAAUUGCCUUCCGUGCGUACCCUGGACUUCGAUGCAUUUGCAGACCCAAGUGACCUUGGCAGCAAA
Symbiodinium sp. CCMP2456 is the source of this 780-nucleotide messenger RNA. The record is from the annotation of a GenBank genome assembly. Lineage: Eukaryota; Dinophyceae; Suessiales; Symbiodiniaceae.